GUUGGACCUUGCACUUUGCGAAAUGAAAGAUUUCUCGGCCGUCCUGGACCGCUUCAAGACGGGCGGCGGUAGCUCGCCGCCUAAACUGCCGGCGCCGCUGCGCAGCGCGCACGAAACACCUUCGUUCUUUGGCCUCUUGACACCUGUUGUCUCGCCACCCAAGCAAGCGGCGCCGUCGUCGUCGCCAUCGGCCUUUGAUGCCGAGUACGUGGGCUUCCACCGGGAGCGCUGGCUGCAGCAGUCGGGCGCCGCCGCCAAGGCCGCGUCGUUCCCGUCGUCGCACUAUGCCAACUUGCACCACCACUCGUAUGCGUCCAAGACCAAGGACGUCAACGUGCAGCAAAUCGACCGCGACAUUGAGCGGACGAUGCUGUACGACACGGCGUCGGUAGAGCAGCGGCGCCUCGGGCUCGCGACCGCGUCGUGCCGGCCAGCCAACGUGCCGAUGCUCCGGCGUGUGCUCGUCGCUGCGUCGUGGCACUUGACGACAGUGGGCUACUGCCAGAGUAUGGACAUUCUCUGCGCGUUCCUCCUCCAAUACCUCGACGAAGAAGACGCGUUCUGGAUGCUCGUGACGCUCGUCGACGACAUCCUGCCAGGGUACUAUACGCCGACGCUCGAUGGCAUUCAAGUCGACCAGCGCGUCUUCCAGGAGCUCGUGCAUGAGUACCUCCCCGAGCUGAGCGCGCACUUGGAGUCGCAGCAUGCAGGCGUCUCGCUGCUCUGCUUCCAUUGGUUUCUCUGCUUGUACGUCAACGUGCUUCCAACGCACGUGACGGAGCUCGUCUGGAGCUGCCUCUUUGAGUGGGGCCCUCGCGCGCUCUUUGAGAUGGGCUUGCGCAUCCUGACGAUUGCCGAGGCCGACCUGCUCGCCUGCGACAACUCGGUCGAGCUCCUCGAAACGCUACAGGACGUGGCGGUGCAGAUCAACAGCAGUAUCGUGCUGCCCGUCUACGAAGGCGUCCUUCUCAAGCGCGACGGCAAAGAGGGUCUCUCCAUGUCGCCGAUACCGUCGCCGUCGCCGCUCGCGCGGCUGCAAAAGCACGCCACAUGGACUGUCCGGAAGGCGUUUGAGUUUCAUAUUUCGGCGCCGUUUGUGGCGGCGCUGCGGUCGCACUACGCAAUGGCGCAUCGUCAUCGUGACGAGGUCGUGCCGCCCGAGCCAUCGAGCUUCGCGGGCCUUCCGCUGGCCCCCGAGACACCGCAGUGGCCAACGCCAGCGUCAGCCAAGUUUCAAGCGGUGCGUGCGAGCGUCGCAUCGUUUACGCGUGUUGCCGCCGACGUCGCGCCGUCACCGUCCGUUCUUUGCAGCCCGCGCCAUCAAGUUGUCAAGCCGACACGGAGCCAGUACGAGCUGAGCUUGCCGCGCGCGCUGCGGUCGACGUCGCCACCGAAUCAUCACCGGCUCGGAUCUCGCGCGCACUCGCUGCCUGAGCGACACCCUGUGCGCAACGAAGCUGGCUUUGGGCUUAACGACCUCAAGGCGCUCCAUGGUAGCAUUCUGGACCGUCUUCUCGACGAUCAAAAGAACCGGUGGCGCUGGGAGCGGCAGAAUGCCAAGAACGAGUGGGUCGGGUACUCGGCGCUCAGCGGCGCGAUCCUCGAGGGCUCCCAGAAGGGAAAUGUGUCGCACGUGACCUUGUGCGAAGACCGCAUCGAUACGUACGGUAGCUUUUCGCUGCCCGAAGCCACCCAAGUGCUUGUCGACCUCCACCAAAUGGUCGAGCAGUGCGAAGUGUCGGGAAGGGUCUCCAAAGUGCGGCGCGUGCGCGGACUCGAAGACACGAGUGUCUACGACGUGCCGCUGGACGUGCAAACGAUCCAGCGGGUGUGGGGCCACUGCGCGAGCCACGUGCAGCAGGCGUGGGAACCGACGGCCGUGCGCGAUAUGCUAAUGGCCCUCAUGCAGCCCAACGACACGAUCCUGCUCCGCGACAUUGGUAUUGGACUCGCGAUUGCGUGCACGGGGCCACCCAAAGACCGCCUCGAGUUUGUCUUGGGGCUCUUUGACUGCUUUCCAACGCAUGACGAGUCGGCCGUCAUCGAGGUCGUCGGCGCGUUGUAUCAAUGUUUCAAUGUUUCACCGAUGGAGUAG
Molecule: messenger RNA, 2095 nt
Organism: Saprolegnia parasitica CBS 223.65
Lineage: Eukaryota; Oomycota; Saprolegniomycetes; Saprolegniales; Saprolegniaceae
Exons: 5
Coding region: 23-2095 (690 amino acids)
Source: RefSeq, a predicted model, not a curated record